CUUAGCGGUUCUUCUAUUGGUCCCUAGAGUAAGAGGCGGGGACGAAGUGGCAGCUCGCGAAGUAGUCGAGAUGGAGGGCUUCGUGUCGAACGUGGAAGUCUGCAACCUGGCCUAUAACGGAAAGUUGGAGCAGCUGAAGGAAAAGGUUCUGUCGGACAAAUCCCAGGCCAUCAAGAUUGACCAGGAUAACCGGACCGCAUUACAUUGGGCAUGCUCAGCAGGAUGCACAGACAUCGUUAACUUCUUGCUCAAUCUUGGAGUGCCAGUGAAUGAUAAAGAUGAUGCAGGUUGGUCCCCUCUUCAUAUUGCUGCCUCUGCUGGCCGAGAUGAGAUUGUGAAGGCUCUUCUGGGAAAAGGCGCUCAAGUGAAUGCUAUCAAUCAGAAUGGGUGUACUCCACUGCAUUAUGCAGCAUCCAAAAAUAAGCAUGAGAUUGCUAUCAUGUUAUUAGAAGGAGGUGCUAAUCCAGAUGCUACUGACCAUUUGGAGUCCACUCCAUUGCACCGGGCCUCGGCCAAGGGAAAUCUGAAGAUGAUCCAAGUCCUUCUGCAGUAUAAGGCCUCCACAAACAUCCAAGACUCUCAGGGGAACACUGCUUUGCAUUUAGCUUGUGAUGAGGAAAGGAUUGAAGAAGCAAAACUACUGGUGGUCCGAGGAGCAAGUAUCUACAUUGAGAACAAAGAAAAGAAGACUCCUUUGCAGGUGGCAAAAGGCAGCCUUGGCUCAGUGCUCAAGAGAUUGGUGGAAAACUAGCCUGGCCUAAUGCAUAGUCAGAUCUGCUUUGCGGCUGCUUUCUUUGACCAUUGUUGUUUUAGCAUUACCUAUUUUUCUGGAAACUGAUAAGCUUGUGCUCAAGACCACGAUGUUAUUUGUUAAUGAUUUAUGGAAAUAAAGGUUUUACUAUUUCAGGA
Phascolarctos cinereus (koala) is the source of this 909-nucleotide messenger RNA. It is a transcript of the gene PSMD10, whose product is annotated as proteasome 26S subunit, non-ATPase 10. The record is from RefSeq and is a predicted model, not a curated record. Gene Ontology annotation, biological process: protein K6-linked ubiquitination. Gene Ontology annotation, molecular function: protein binding; ubiquitin-protein transferase activity. Lineage: Eukaryota; Metazoa; Chordata; Mammalia; Diprotodontia; Phascolarctidae. Gene Ontology annotation, cellular component: BRCA1-A complex; BRCA1-BARD1 complex.